AUGUCAAACACAGUAAACAGUUCUUUUACUUACAAAGUUUAUAAGUGAAAGUUGUGUUUUUUUCUUUCUAAGUUGAAAAGUGCUUUACACGUUUCGUGUCGAUUAUUAAGGCUUAAAACAUGCGUUACGUGGCUGCAUAUAUGUUAGCUGUUCUUGGCGGUUUGGAGAAUCCAAAAAAUGCCGACAUCGAGAAAAUUUUAAGUUCGGUGGGUAUUGAAGCUGAUAGCAAACGGUUGUCGGCAGUGGUGGCUGAAUUAAAUGGCAAAAACAUUGAGGAAUUAAUAAAAAGUGGACGUGAGAAGCUCUCAUCAAUGCCGGUAGGUGGUGGCGUAGCAGCAGUUGCCGCAGCUCCAGCGGCUGGUGGCGAUAGUGCAGCCGGCGCUAAAAAGGAGGAACCGAAGAAGGAAGAAAAAGAAGAGUCUGAAUCAGAUGAAGAUAUGGGCUUCGCUUUAUUCGAUUAAGAGAUGACAGCGAGAGUGAAAUUCAACAAUUAACGUAGAGAAAACUUGUUAAGGUAAUUGGUAAAAUGAAAACAAAAAUAAUUGCAGACAUAAUUUAAAUCAGGCAGCAAAUAGUUUUUUUUUUUUGGAUAGAUAUCUAUCUGCCAAUUCUCUAAACUGUAUUUGUUAUUUAGAUGUUGUAUAGAGAAUUUAAAUUUGAACUUUUUUCGCUGCUUGCUUCCAAAUUUGUAUGUAUUGAGUCAACUAGUUCAUGAUGAUUAAACUUUACACCAUCUUUCGACUGUUGUAUUAUUGAUGAAUUAUAAGUUUUACUCUGACUAUUUAAAUAAAAUCCAAUCGCUUUUUUCGCUUAUCA
Molecule: messenger RNA, 816 nt
Organism: Glossina fuscipes
Lineage: Eukaryota; Metazoa; Arthropoda; Insecta; Diptera; Glossinidae
Gene: RpLP2
Product: 60S acidic ribosomal protein P2
Exons: 2
Coding region: 120-461 (113 amino acids)
Biological process (GO): cytoplasmic translational elongation
Cellular component (GO): ribosome; cytosolic large ribosomal subunit
Molecular function (GO): structural constituent of ribosome
Source: RefSeq, a predicted model, not a curated record